Molecule: messenger RNA, 1607 nt
Organism: Dendroctonus ponderosae (mountain pine beetle)
Lineage: Eukaryota; Metazoa; Arthropoda; Insecta; Coleoptera; Curculionidae
Product: retinol dehydrogenase 11
Exons: 4
Coding region: 86-1123 (345 amino acids)
Source: RefSeq, a predicted model, not a curated record
GCCGGAUGUACCAGCGUCUUCAGAACGAAGAGUUUAUUCGAAAAGUUCAGUUCUGGUCCUCUAACUGAAUCCGAAAAAGUUUGCAAUGGCUUACGGACACUCGUUUUACUAUGUCUAUUUGAAAUAUGCCAUUCUGGCUAUUAUAGUCGCUUCACUACCAAUCAUAGCGCUGAUUGUGUUGAAAUUGUUUCAAAAAUUCAGUGUGGGGAAAUGUAGGAGCAUGGUGUGCUUAAUUGGUAAGACUGUGCUGGUCACCGGAGCUUGCAGUGGCUUAGGUCUUCAAACCGCAUUAGUAUUGGCCUCUAGAGGCGCAAGAGUGAUCUUAGCAGACAAAGUUGACUGCGCUAAGGCAAAGAAGAAGAUAAUAGACAAGACACACAACACGAAUAUUGUUACAAAGUAUCUCGAUUUGGCUUCAUUAUCUUCUGUCAGGCGAUUUGCCAAAGACAUCAACACCACUGAGGAGCGAUUGGACAUCCUCAUUAAUAAUGCGGGUGUGGGAACUGUGGGGAAUAAAUACACUGACGAUGGACUGCAUCCGACCAUGCAGAUUAAUCAUUUGGGACCCUUUUUGUUAACACACUUGCUUACAGGUCUUUUGAAGAAAUCGGCACCCAGCCGAAUAAUUUUCGUCAGUUCUGCUUCCGCUUUUAUUACCAAUUUGACGGCAGACAAUGUAAACUACCCGAAUGGACACCCGAUGUCCCUUUAUCGCACUACUUUGAUUUAUGGCAACUCCAAAUUAUGCAACGUGAUUGCCGCCAAUGGAUUUGCAGACCGACUGAAAAACAGUGGCGUCACCUCCAACUCCCUCCAUCCAGGUCUGGUUAACACCGACAUUUACAUGAACUCCGGCAACUUCUUGCAACUGAAAUCUUUAGUUCAGCUGUUCAAAAACACCGUGCUAUUUGCUUAUGGAAAGACUGUUGAUGAAGGCGCACAAACGAUCAUUCAUCUGGCUUUGUGCAACAAGCUGAAGGACAUAACAGGAAAACAUUUCUGGGACUGUCGACUGUUUCCUUCUCCUCCUGGAACCUGGAACAAGAAGUUUGCUGAAUCGGUUUGGGAGAAAAGCGAAGAACUAGUGGGCCUGAAGGCUGACGAAAAGCUGAAACUCGAAUGAGAAUAAUUGUUUAAAGUCACGUUGUUUUCCUAGGCGGCAAAAAUUGAACAAGAAAAACGGGCUUUGCCCGUUUUCCCAUUAGUUAUACCUUGACUGACGACUACUCACCAAUUCGGCUGAUUGGUUCCUCGUUAAAAUUCACGGCCUUCUUCGCGACCUAGACAUCAACCAGCCGUCGUUCUUCAGUUACUAUCAGACACUUUUGCUGAUCGUAUAGCACUUGCUUUGCGGUGGUAGCUAAAUUUCGAAAUCGCGCAUUGUUAUCAUCGUACUCUGUAUAAGGACGUAAGUGAAAAAAAUUUCUAUUGCUUAGAUUCUGCCCAGCAGAUGCUGUAGUUUUUAUCUAAAUAAUGUACUGCAGUUCCAUAACCCAUUAAUAUUUGUUGAAUUAUUAGUUUAUUUUUAGUUCAUGCUUUAUAGGUAUUAUGCUAACGUUAUAGAACAAGAUGUAUUGUAGUUAGUAAAUAAAGUAACAACCAGUAUA